AUGGAUUUUAAAUCUCGGUUUAAGGGAAAGAUGACCAUAAUGAAUAAAGAAGGAGUUAUAGGAAUGGUAAACAAACCCUCAAUUCCUAUUGCAAAAAAUAACUCAUAUUUAAGUUAAAAGAAUGAAUUAUCUCCAACCAUAUAGAAUCUCGGUCAUAAUACUGAAGGAAUAAGGGAAACAAAAUCUCAUAUCUUUACAAAUAUUUAAACAUCUCCCAAUAAAAGAAAUUUAACUAAUUAUGGUUAAAAGUUUUCAAAUGCUGGAUAAUAAAUUAUUAAAUAAAAUCAUGUUAAGACAGAACAUCAUUAUUAUUUAGAUGAUCCCAAAAAAUAAUUGAAUUAAUUGUAAUUUAAAAUGCAUUAAGAUUUUAAUUAAUUGAAUAUGGAUGAAUAUGAAAUUGUUGCUAUUCCAAAAACAAUGUUAGGCUAACUUCGUCAAUAAUUAAGUGUUGAUAAGUAUGGAUUAAAUAAAAGUUUUGGAACUGAUAAAAAAAUACCUGUUGAGUAUUUUAUAUCAUUUAGAUAGAUUGUCUUAAUUAUCCCCUUAAAUUACUACUAAAUGUACAAGUUAUAAUUAAACACCUUUACUGAAAAAACAGAAUACUUUUGAUUAAAUGCUGAGACCCCCUUUUAAUAAAUAAAGAUCUGAAAAAAUGGAGAAAAAGAAUUAAAUCAUCUAAUAAGCUGGUAUUGGAACUUUAAGAUACAAGUAUAUACAAUUCAAUAUAUAAUUUAGUUCCUAUAGUAAAAGAUGA
Messenger RNA from Paramecium pentaurelia, 754 nucleotides. NCBI's taxonomy places the organism in Eukaryota, Ciliophora, Oligohymenophorea, Peniculida, Parameciidae. The record is from the annotation of a GenBank genome assembly.